Colletotrichum navitas is the source of this 694-nucleotide messenger RNA. RefSeq lists its product as uncharacterized. Lineage: Eukaryota; Fungi; Ascomycota; Sordariomycetes; Glomerellales; Glomerellaceae. The transcript is spliced from 2 exons. The record is from RefSeq and is a predicted model, not a curated record. Bases 33 to 305 code for a protein of 90 amino acids.
ACCGAGUUAAUCAGUCAAUUAUUCAGUCAGUUAUGCAGUCAAGUCGGACACACUGCACUUGCUCCUCCAGCUCCUCGACGGAGGGGACACGAGACAGGCAGGGUAUAAGAUUGGAAAAGCAAUACCGGCCAGACCAGACAAGACCAGGGGAAAUGGCUGUUGCUAUUUUGUUCCCGUUCUUUCUUUCCUUCUUUCUUCUUGUCUGUCCUUCUCCCUGGCUGGUGUUGCUCCGCCUUUCUUGUUGGUUUUUUUUUUCCCCUUCCUUGAUUACUGUAUCUUAUUGGUUGGUAGCUAGCUUGCUGUAGGUGGGUAUGGACGGGAUGGGUGAUGUUUACAGGCCCGCCCACCUUAAGAGAAAUGGGACGGAUGCUCGAGCCUCGUGGUCCCCUCUUUCUGGGAAAUGAUGGGAGGAGAACGAGGGGAACGAGGGGAGGGAUGAAGCUUGUUAGACGGCAACAGGAGUUUCGAUGAACAUGUCCAGUGCUGCGCGGCUCCUCUUUUCCCAGACGUUGCGGCCGUCGGCCACUUUGCAGAAUGAAUGGUCUCGUGUGUUUGACGUCGCGGGGUGCCAAAUGUGAGGAAAUAUGCAAGUCAUGUGAUGAUGAACAAACCGAACGAACCUACCUAUCUAUACGGAAGUAUGCCAUGUCAAAGAUGCUGGCUGCUUGCCCGGUAUCACUGUCAGUGCGGCGAC